Messenger RNA from Musa acuminata subsp. malaccensis (wild Malaysian banana), 2916 nucleotides. RefSeq names its product probable transcriptional regulator SLK2. Gene Ontology annotation, biological process: positive regulation of transcription by RNA polymerase II; negative regulation of transcription by RNA polymerase II. The record is from RefSeq and is a predicted model, not a curated record. Lineage: Eukaryota; Viridiplantae; Streptophyta; Magnoliopsida; Zingiberales; Musaceae. Gene Ontology annotation, cellular component: nucleus; transcription regulator complex.
GUACCCGCUCGUCGGACGGCGCCGCUGUGACGAAAGGAGAAAGAUCCGGAGCGAUGAAGGAGAGAACCAAACGCGUCGUCUCUGUCGAUCGCUGCUGCCCUUUAUAUUCUUCUUGUGUGUCGAUUCGGUGACGAGGGAGACAUUUGAUUUGAUCGUCGUAACGGAGUUAUCAGUGAUGAGGGAGACCUCUUCCGAGUUCGAUCUUCUAAUUUGAGGAUGCAAUUGGAUCCAAAAAGGCGUAGCUUUUGUUGAAUCUGCGAUGAUUCGGUGUAAAUUUCCCCUGUCGAGGGCUGUUUAAGAGAGGGCUGGCGCUGUAUAGGUACCAGGAUUCCAGCCGUCAGUUGGGGCACAGUGCGUCACGCUAAAGGAGGCGAAGUCUGGAGGCAAUCUUUCCCCGCCUUUGGUAUUUUUCUUCCAGAGCGAUGGGGGCCAGAACUCAGCCCCUGUGAUCCCCAUGUCAGGGAACGAUCGGUCUGGUCUCAGGCUUGCCUCUGGUGAGAUGAACCAGAUACUAAACAGCGUAGGGAACUCUUCUGGCCCAAGCGUCGGUGCGAGCUCCCUCGUUACAGAUGCCAACUCAGGGCUCUCUGGCGGUCCUCAGUUGCAAAAAAGCACCAGCUUCAACAACGAGUCAUAUAUGGGUCUUCCUGCCUCACCCAUUUCUUUCUCCUCCAACUUCUCUGGUUCUUCGGUGAUGGACGGUUGCUCCAUUGUGCAACAGAGCUCACUCCAAGAACAGGUGCAGAAGCAAGGGCUGUCAACAGCAACAUCUCAGCUAGUGCAACAGGAACCCAACAAUUUAAUGAAUGCCCAGAAGAAACCGCGGCUUGGUGUAAAGCAUGAGGAUGUGCUGCAGCAGCAGUUGAUCCAACAACUUUUGCAGAGACAUGAUGGAAUGCAUCCACAAGUUCAGCAAAACCCGCAGUUGCAAACCAUUUUGCAACAGCAGAGACUAAUGCAGCGUCAGCAGCAUCAGCAGCAGAUAAUGCAGUCCCUUUCUCAGUUGCAACAAGGUCCUAUCACCUUGCAGCAGCAACAACAGCUGAGACACCAUCUGCAGCCACAGUCUAUUCAAUCGGCUACUCUCAUUAAGCGGCCUCUUGAUAAUGGAAUAUGUUCUCGCAGGCUUAUGCAAUAUUUAUUUCACCAACGUCAUCGGCCACCUGAUAAUUCCAUAUUGUACUGGAGGAAGUUCGUAGCUGAAUAUUUUGCAGUACGAGCUAGGAAAAGAUGGUGUUUGUCCUUGUAUGAUAAUAUGGCCAACAAUACACUUGGUGUUUUCCCCCAGUUGGCUGUGGAUGCAUGGCAGUGCGGUUUCUGUGGUUCUAAAUCAGGAAAAGGAUUUGAGGCUACUUUUGAUGUACUUCCUCGGCUUUUUCAAAUUAAAUUUGACCAUGGCGUUAUUGAUGAAAACUUAUUUCUUGACAUGCCCCAUGAGUCCCGAUUAUCUUCUGGAAUUAUGGUAUUGGAGUAUGAAAAAGCUGUUCAAGAAAGUGUUUAUGAACAUCUACAUAUUGUACGAGAGGGACAGCUCCGAAUAAUAUUUACACCAGAACUGAAGAUAUUACUUUGGGAAUUUUGUACUCGACGACAUGAAGAGUUUCUUCCUCGUAGACUGUUAGCUCCGCAGGUUAACCAACUAUUGCAAGUUGCUCAGAAAUAUCAAGCAACUGUAACUGAAAAUAAUACUGCUGGAGUUUCACACCAAGAUUUGCAAACCAGCUGUAAUAUGUUUGCAGCAAUAGGUCGUCAACUAGCAAGAAAUUUCGACCUGCAAUCUCUGAAUGACUUGGGAUUCUCCAAAAGAUAUGUCCGGUGCUUGCAGAUAUCUGAGGUUGUCAGUAGCAUGAAGGACUUGAUUGAUUUUAGCCAGGAGCAGAAGAUUGGAGCAAUAGAGAGUUUGAAGAACUAUCCAAGGCAUGCCGCAGCGAAGCACCAAAAGCAGAAGUUGGACGAGGAGCAAGCCAUGAGUUCUCACGCUCUGCCAGGUGAUCCGAGCACCCUGAAAAAAGCCACAGGCAUCCAAGCAGGGUUAAACAAUUACAUUAACAACAAUCUGGCAGCUAGCCAAGCCGCUAACAGCAGCCAACAGGGUGUUCAUGCACUGAACAGCUUUCAGAAUAUGCUGAGGAACACCUUGAAUUUAAAGCAGAAUGUGCUUCAGGAGGAAGCUUUGAGUUCUUUAAGUGGUUCCAAUCAUGCACAGCCUCUACAAUUCCAAGGUUCUGCCUCAUCAGUUUCCAUUGAUGCAUCUGUAAGUAAUUUAUCUGGCCAGCAUCGGCCGCAACCUCCAUUGGACAUUCGCUUGCAGCAGCAGUACAACCCGCAAAACCCCCAGGUGAACCAACAUAUGCAGCAACAUGUGAUUCAGCAAAUGCUGCAAGAGAUGAUGAAUAACAAGGGAGCAUCACAACAAGCUGUUAUUGCUCCUAAUGCAAAUGCUGGUCUGGCAGCUGGAGAUGUUACUGGAGGUGACAUUACUGGUACACCGGUCAGGAUAGACACUGGAUCAAUCAGAAAUGCACUCGAGCUCCAAAGUAUGCCGACAAACCUGCGUAACAAUGGCACAGGAGGAAUGGGAAGCAAAAGUUACAGCUUCCAAUCUGCUGCCACCGCCAGCAACCCCACCAUAAGUGGCAACAUUAUCAAUUCAAGACCUGACUUGCCCCAGAACAUGGGUUUGCCAGAAAUGGAUCACAUUGCUCAAGAAUUUGCUGAAAAUGGGAUAUUCGAUGCCGAUUCUUGGUGAUGUUGGGUUUUUUUUAAUGACCGGAAGGAAUGAAAUUAGUCAUAAAGCUGUUGACAAUUUCUGAUGUCCAAGUUAUUAUCUACAUACAUGCUAUGGUUGCUUUGUAGGGUAAUGGCUAUGCUGUUUCAGUAUGAUGUGCAAAUGAAUCUGCAAGUUUUCUCAUUGCA